GUACGAUCCCGAGGAACUGGCUUUCCCGUCCGUCGAUCGAACUCUUAUCCCUAAUUCAUCCUACUACUGGUUUACUGGUACACGAUUGGCGUCGAGAUUAGAACAGAGAGUAAAUAAACUAAAAUAGAGGGAGAGAGAGAUAGACAACCAGAUCAAAUUCAAUCCUACUCCUUCAUUUCAACUCCUCUCUCUCUCUCUCUCCCUAAACCCAUCUCGCUCUAUGUAUCUAUCUGUAUCGUCUGUGUAUCCGUGAAUCUAGGGUUUGGUUCGAAGUCUUGGCGUUUGCCUAUUCUGAUGGAAAAUGGGGUUGGGAUUGAUUUAGGAGAGAUGGUUGUGGGAAAUGAGGUUUUGGAAUCGAGAGUCGAGGAAAGGGAUGCGGUUGGGUCUGACGAGUCUAGGGAAUCAGAAGGGGACGAAGUUUUUGAGGAGGCGAUUUCCGCUGAGACACCAAGAGUUUUUCCAGAGGUUAUUGGGGUCAACAGGGAUUAUUGUGUUGGCAAUGUUGGGCAUGUGGUUGGUUCUGUAGAGGUUGAUGAGGAUGUGAGUGUGGGAAAUGACGUUGAGAAGUUUGAAGAGGCAAUUGGGGGUCCUGUUGUGGUUGGUAAUCAUGAGGAGGAGCUCCCUGUUGUUGAACACAAGAUAGAAGGUUUUGCCGGUGGAGAGUCUGUUGAUGAGGCAACGGAGGGGGAAAUCAAUUAUGUGGAAAGUGAGAAGGAGAAACUUCUAGCGGGUGAAUUGAAUGGCACCGAGAAUGAUUUGUCAACGAUUGCUGGAGAGGGUGAGUUGGAGGAGGUAUCUGGUAUUUCUGCUGCCGGUGAAAUGGAAGAUUUUAAAGAUGGCUCUCAGGAAGAUCAGAAAUCUGGUGUAGUUGCUGAUGGAAUACUGGUUGAUGACAACACUGAAGUUGGGGAUGCCCAAAGUUUGGCGGGAAGUAGCCCUAAUUCUCAGCGGCAGGUGGAAUCCAUUGAACCCGUUUUGCAUCCAGCUGAAAUGAUUGAUGAGGUGAAAGAAAACUCCGGUCUGUUGGAGGUUGAAUCCAUUGGAGAAGGUUUGUGUCGAGAUGAGUCGACUGAGGGGGUGAAAGAAACUCCGGCUUUAUUGGACACUGGCCAUCAUGAUGACAAGAGAUGCGAAAAUAAAGAUGCUCCUGAUCUUCAAGAAGUACAUGGGAAUUUGAUUAGCCUGAAUGCGGAAAACAAAGGUGACAAAAGUGGGGAAGCGAAUGACGAAGCUGCAACAAGCCCAGUUCCUUUUUAUCGAAACAGCAUGAGUGAAGAACUCAAGGAUUCAGCUAACUUGGGCUUAGAAAAUCAGGAUGAUGGGCAAGAAUUGAAACAUCUGUCAGCUAAAGAAGAUUCAGGUCACCAUGGAACAAAUGGGAAACCUGAAGAUAAGCUUUUUACUUCUGAGGAAAGGACAUUUACCCCAGAGCUUGAAAAGUUGUCCAAAUCAGGUAAUGCUGCUUUGCUCGAUGAUGAGAAGAUUCAAACUUCUCCAUUCGAUAUGGGGGCAAAAGAGAUCGAGGGUUCUCAACUCCAGCCUACAGAUAAGCUUGUUGAAACUUCCUAUGCUGUGCCCAAGGAGCCUCACAUUGAAGGAGCUAAAGCUGAGGUGGUCAAGCAAAGUAUUCAAGGGAAUGGAGAAAGGAAUGUUAAACCUGCACCUGAAGUUUCUCCAUCGGAGGUGAAGUCUGCAAAUCCUACCCCCACACCUGCUCGUCCAGCUGGCCUUGGCCGUGUGGCCCCGCUGCUGGAACCUGCUCAUCGAGUUGUGCAACAGCCUAGGGUGAAUGGAACCUCAUCUCAGAUGCAAAACCAACUAACUGACGAUCCUACAAAUGGGGAAGCUGAGGAAAACGAUGAGACCCGUGAAAAACUCCAGAUGAUACGGGUGAAAUUCUUGCGUCUUGCUCAUAGGCUUGGGCAGACUCCUCAUAAUGUAGUUGUGGCUCAAGUCUUAUACAGAUUAGGGCUAGCUGAACAGCUGAGAGGAAGAAAUGGGGGGCGUGUCAAUGCCUUUAGCUUUGACCGUGCCAGUGCAAUGGCAGAGCAGCUUGAAACAGCUGGGCAGGAACCCCUCGACUUUUCUUGCAUCAUCAUGGUUCUUGGAAAAAGCGGAAUCGGUAAAAGUGCAACAAUCAACUCCAUUUUUGAUGAGGUUAAGUUUGAGACUGAUGCUUUUCAGAUGGGUACAAAGAAAGUUCAGGAUGUUGUGGGUACGGUCCAGGGGAUCAAGGUCCGAGUUAUAGACACACCUGGUCUUCUACCUUCCUGGUCAGACCAACGCCAUAAUGAGAAGAUCCUCCAAUCCGUUAAGCGGUUUAUCAAGAAAACACCUCCAGAUAUUGUUUUGUAUCUUGAUAGAUUGGAUAUGCAGAGCAGAGAUUUUGGUGACAUGCCUCUGUUGCGUACAAUCACUGAGAUAUUUGGGCCUUCGAUUUGGUUUAAUGCGAUUGUGGUUCUAACUCACGCAGCCUCGGCACCGCCUGAGGGGCCAAAUGGCAGUGCUACAAGUUAUGACAUGUUUGUGACACAGCGGUCUCAUGUUGUUCAGCAAGCAAUACGGCAGGCAGCUGGGGAUAUGCGGCUCAUGAACCCUGUUUCUUUGGUAGAGAACCACUCAGCAUGCAGAACAAACAGGGCUGGUCAGAGAGUACUACCAAAUGGUCAGGUUUGGAAGCCCCACUUGCUGUUGCUCUCCUUCGCGUCAAAAAUCUUGGCUGAAGCGAAUACACUUCUAAAGUUGCAAGAUAGUCCUCCUGGAAAGCCUUCUGCUGCUCGAACAAAAGCACCUCCUUUACCUUUUCUUCUUUCAUCGCUUCUCCAAUCAAGGCCACAGCUGAAACUGCCAGAAGAACAAUUUGGUGAUGAUGACACUUUGGAUGAUGAUCUCGAUGACUUAUCAGAUACAGAUUAUGAGGCAGAAUACAACAAGUUGCCUUCGUUUAAACGAUUGACAACGACCCAGCUGGCAAAGCUUACUAAAGCCCAGAAGAAAGCUUAUUAUGAAGAACUGGAGCUUAGGGAAAAGCUUUUGAUGAAGAAACAGUUGAAGGAUGAGAGGAAGCGGCAGAAGAUGAUGAAGAAAAUGGCAGCUUCAGCUAAGGAUUUGCCGAGUGAUUACAGUAACGAGGUGGGAGAAGAAAGUGGUGGUGCAGCAUCUGUUCCCGUUCCCAUUCCGGAUUUGGCCUUACCUGCUUCUUUCGAUUCUGACAAUCCAACUCAUCGCUAUCGCCAUCUCGAGUCUCCCAACCAGUGGGUUGUGAGACCUGUUCUAGAUACUCAUGGUUGGGAUCAUGACAUUGGUUACGAAGGUGUCAAUGUAGAGAAACUGUUUGUGGUUAAACAAGCGUUGCCUGUUUCUUUCUCUGGGCAGGUCACCAAGGAUAAGAAGGAUGCCAAUCUGCAAAUGGAAAUUGCUAGUUCAAUAAAGCAUGGCGAGGGGAAAGCAACUUCUUUCGGUUUUGAUUUGCAGACUCUUGGAAAGGACAUGGCUUAUACUCUUCGCAGCGAGACACUGUUUAGCAAUUAUAGGCGAAAUAAGGCAUCUGCAGGCAUCUCAGCGACUCUAUUGGGUGAUGCCCUGACAGCAGGGAUAAAAGUUGAGGACAAACUAAUUGUGAAUAAACGGUUCCGUUUGGUUAUGUCUGGAGGUGCCAUGACUGGUCGUGGUGAUGUUGCUUAUGGUGGCUGUUUGGAAGCCACUUUGAGAGAUAAAGAUCAUCCUCUGGGUCGUUCACUAUCAACUCUUGGGCUUUCUGUCAUGGAUUGGCAUGGAGAUCUUGCUAUUGGAGGAAAUGUGCAUUCCCAGAUUCCUGUUGGACGGUUUACAAAUUUGAUUGCUCGUGCUAAUUUGAAUAACAGGGGUUCCGGACAAAUCAGUAUCCGCUUGAAUAGCUCAGAGCAGCUUCAAAUAGCUUUAGUUGGCCUCAUUCCUCUACUCAGAAAGUUAUUAGGUUAUCAUCAACAGUUGGAGUUUGGACAAUGAUGAAAAUAAUCUUAAACAUCUGCAGCAGCCGUUGGGUAAGAGGAAAUAAGUUUCAAAAUGGUUGUCUCUCUUUGGUCACCAUCAAACGUGAGUAUACCUCUGCUACUAAUUUCUUUCACCGGUACAAUAAUGCUUUGAGUAAGGUGAGUGUAGUUUUCCUGUUAGACAUUUGCGUUUGGUUAUUUCAGUCCCAGUCAGCUUCAUUGCAGGCGAAAUGAUGCUGCUGCUUUUCUAGUCUCUGUCAUUAUUUAGUCACAAUGGGUAUGUUGAUUAUAUUUCAGCAAAUGUUUACUGUGUUA
Molecule: messenger RNA, 4286 nt
Organism: Rhododendron vialii
Lineage: Eukaryota; Viridiplantae; Streptophyta; Magnoliopsida; Ericales; Ericaceae
Product: translocase of chloroplast 120, chloroplastic-like
Exons: 2
Coding region: 295-3987 (1230 amino acids)
Biological process (GO): protein targeting to chloroplast
Cellular component (GO): chloroplast outer membrane
Molecular function (GO): GTP binding; GTPase activity
Source: RefSeq, a predicted model, not a curated record